GAAUGUAACAGAUCAUGAUUUAACAUUCAGAAGUCUAACAGAAGCCCUUCAGAAUAAUGUCACACCAUAUGUAGUCUCCUUGCAAGCUAAAGAUUGUCCAGAUAUGAAACAUUUUUUGUAAAAGCUGGUCUCACAGUUGAUGGACUGCUGUGUAGAUGUUGAAUCCAAAGAGGAGGAAAGUGUUCAGGUCACCCAGAAAAAGACACAUUAUUCAAUGGAUUCUCUUUCCAGUUGGUAUAUGAAUGUCACACAGAAGACAGACCCAAAAAUGCCAAGGAAAAAGAGGACUUCUAGACAAUGGCAGUCUCCUCCUGUUGUGCUUAUCUUAAAGGAUAUGGAAAGCUUCACCACAAAAGUACUCCAAGACUUCAUAAUUAUCAGCAGUCAACAUCUACAUGAAUUUCCACUAAUACUCAUUUUUGGAAUUGCCACAUCUCCUAUUAUCAUCCAUUGGUUGCUUCCUCAUGCAGUAUCAUCUCUGUUGUGUAUAGAACUUUUCCAAUCUUUGUCUUGCAAGGAGCACCUGACUACAGUACUUGAUAAGUUACUUCUUACAACUCAGUUUCCCUUUAAGCUAAGCGAAAAAGUGUUGCAGAUUCUGACCAACAUCUUUUUAUAUCAUGAUUUCUCAAUUCAGAACUUUAUAAAAGGACUUCAGCUUUCUCUAUUAGAGCAUUUCUAUUCCCAGCCUCUCAGUGUUCUGUGCUGCAAUCUCCCAGAAGCCAGGAGAAGAAUACAUUUUUUAUCAGAUAACCAGUGUGAAAACAUCCGACGUCUUCCAUCAUUUAGGAGGUAUGUGGAAAAGCAAGCUUCAGAAAAGCAAGUUGCGCUAUUGACGGAUGAGAGAUUUUUGAAGGAAGAAACACAAUCGUUACUAGAAAACCUGUAUGUUUACCAUACAAAUUAUUUCCUGGUUUUCAGAUGUCUUCAUCAAUUCACCUCUUCUCUUCCCAAGUACCCAAUGGGUCGACAGAUCAGAGAGCUGUACUGCACAUGUUUAGAAAAGAAUGUAUGGGAUUCAGAGGAGUAUGUGUCGGCUCUGCAGCUGCUGAGGAUGUUGGCAAAGGAUGAACUGAUGACCAUACUUGAGAAAUGUUUCAGGGUUUUUAAGUCCUCUUCUGAAAAGCAGCUUGGCAGCACAGCAAAGAGAAUAGAGGAGCUCCUGGCCCAGUUUCAGAGCCUUGAUGCAGAAGCCAAAGAUGAAGAAGAUACUUCUGGGUCACAGUCAAAGGGGCUUCAGAAGACAGACCUUUAUCAUCUUCAGAAGUCUUUACUGGAAAUGAAGGAGUUAAGAAGAACCAGUAAGAAGCAGACCAAGUUUGAAGUACUCAGAGAAAAAGUUGUGAACUUCACUGACAGUCUGGUGAGAGAAUAUCUUCUGCCUCCAGAGACACAGCGUCUGCACGAGGUGGUGUACUUCAGUGCUGCCCACACCCUUCAUGAGCACCUGAAUGCUGCUCCGCGAAUCGCCCUCCACACUGCACUCAACAAUCCUCACUAUUAUCUCAAGAAUGAAGCACUGAGAAGUGAAGAAGGCUGCAUUCGCAAUGUCGCCCCCGGCCUCUGCAUAGCAUAUAAACUGCACCUGGAGUGUAGCAGGCUGAUCAACCUUGUGGACUGGUCAGAGGCUUUUGCAACAGUUGUGACAGCUGCUGAAAAAGUGGAUGCAAAUUCUAUAACCUCAGAAGAAAGGAAUGAAAUUAUCCAUACUCGGUUUAUUAGAGCUGUUUCUGAAUUAGAACUUUUAGGAUUUAUAAAACCUACCAAACAGAAGACUGACCAUGUGGCAAGGCUAACAUGGGGAGGCUGCUAGAAAGCAAAUGAAUGAAAUUAGAAGGAUCACAUUUAGCUUAAGAGAAAAAGGAGACCAGUCAUAUUUACAUAUCACUAGAGGAAGACUGUUUUGGCGAGAAAU
Molecule: messenger RNA, 1915 nt
Organism: Diceros bicornis minor
Lineage: Eukaryota; Metazoa; Chordata; Mammalia; Perissodactyla; Rhinocerotidae
Product: origin recognition complex subunit 3-like
Exons: 1
Biological process (GO): DNA replication; DNA replication initiation
Cellular component (GO): DNA replication preinitiation complex; nuclear pre-replicative complex; nuclear origin of replication recognition complex
Molecular function (GO): DNA replication origin binding
Source: RefSeq, a predicted model, not a curated record